AUGGCUAGCUUUCCAACGUUCGACCCUUCUCGACUGACGAAGAAGGCCGCCGCGCACUAUUCCUCAGAAUCAGAAGAGGAAGACGACGAUGAUUACCUCGCCCCUGUCGCAGACCCAUCCCAAGGCGACGACUUUGGCGACCUGAACCCACGAAAGCGCCGGCGCGUUGGCAACACCAAGGAGAGCGCCGCUCUUGGCAUCUUUGGAUCCGACAGCGAAGAUGACGGCCCCGGGCGGCGAUGGAAGAAGAAGACUCUACGCAGCAAGGGCAUGAGCUUCGUUUCUACGGGUGCCACUACCCUCGACCAAGAGGACGAAACAAACGACGCCAACGCCAAGGAAUACUCCGAGGAUUCGAAUGACGAUAACGAGGAAGACGAAGAUGAAGACGACGACGAUUUUGGCGGAGUCGGUCUGGGAUUCGGUGGAGCGCAGCGCGGCUUGGGUUUUAAGCCCGCCCGAGAUGAGGAGAGCGACAACGACGCAGAGGCAGCUGGCGCUCCCGUGCGAUCGUUUGCGAAGACCAAGUUCGACGGCAAAAACCCCCUUGGCCGUGGUUUCGUACCAUCAUCCGCGAACAUACCAGUCCUGAGACCCGAUGUCCUAGAUGCACCUUCCACGCCAAAGGUAGCCCAUCCCAGUGCGUUCGGCGCAAAGGGGAAGGCAAAGCCCAACCCCAAGUCCUUUGGCGCACGAAUGAUGGCAAAGAUGGGCUACAAAGAAGGAGAGGGUCUCGGAAGAGAAGGGCAGGGUCGAAGUGUCAUUAUCGAGGCACACCUUCGACCACAGGGUGUCGGUCUGGGUGCAGUGAAGGAGAAAUCAGAGCACGAGAAGCGGGAGGAGAAACGACAGGCAAAGCUGCGAGGCGAGGAGGUUGUCGAUUCGGACGAGGAAGAAAAGAAGAGGAAGAGGGAGCGGAAGAAGAAGGCCGCCAGCGCAGGCGGCAGCAGCGUCAGCACCCCGAAACGACAAAAGCCCAAGUACAUGACGGCAGAAGAAAUCAAGAAGUCUGCGCCCGGACUUCACAUACCGGAGGCCUUUGCCCCCAUUCUGGAUAUGACAGGACCGGGCAACAAGCUUCUGACUACCGCAUCGGGACUCCUGACCCCAACCUCUGCUGCGGUUGUCGAGUCCCCCGAGGUGGCGGCUGCUCGCAAGCUGGUGAAGAGAGCGCACGCUGACUUGGCAGCUUUCUCGGAGGAGUGGAGGAAUCUGGAGGAGCGCAAGACAUGGGUCGACUUGGAGCUGCGCGAACGGGAGCAGGAAAUGGCAGACCUAGCUUCGGACCUGGGCAGACUUCAAGUCUUCUCCAACAUUGUCACCAAUGAGCUUCCCUCAGCCACCGAAUGGGAGGACGUCAUCCGCUGCCUGGAAAAAGCCGUUCAACACAUCGAGCCAGCCACCGAAGAGAUUGCGGAUCUCGCUGUUGCGGCCAUCCACCCCUUCUUCCGCGAGCCCGACUGGAACUUGCUGGAGCAGCCAACCCGAUUUGCUGCAGAACUCAAGGGUCUGGGAAGCAUCCUCACAAAGUCUGGCGAAGGCCACAAGACUGUCAACAGGUGGGACUCGACGGGUUUGAAUGCCAAUGACCUUUACCGCCAACACCAAAAAGCGACAACGCCCUACGAAACUAUGAUGUACAAGCUUUGGUACACGAGAGCCAUGUCAGCCGUCCGCGAUUGGGAUGUCUUCAACCCUACACCGCUCCUGGCUGUUCUAGAGGCUUGGUCCGACUUGCUGCCUCCGUUCGUUCGUGCGCAGUUCCUCGAUGCCGUUGUUCGCAAAUUGGAAACAGCCGUGGCGGAGUGGAACCCGAAGAAGAAGCGGCAGAGCCACAAGCUGCCGCACCUCUGGCUGUUCCCCUGGCUCCAGUACUUGCCGUCGUAUCACCUCGAGCCCAAGGGCACAGGGCUGGUUGCCGAAGUACGUCGGAAGUACAGGCAGCUGAUUGACGUUUGGGAGUUUGACCGCGGAGUCAUCCCGGGUCUGGACCAGUGGCGCGAUGUACUCGGCGACCAAUGGCGUCCGCUGAUCAUGAGCCAUGUGCUGCCGGCCAUGGGGCGCUACCUGCGCAAGAACUUCAGGGUCGACCCGAGCGACCAGGAGCCGUACCUCCCCAUGCUCACGGGGGUGCUCAAGUGGUCCGACAUCGUGACGCCCAAGGUACUGGGCGAGGUCAUUGUUGCCGAGGUGUUCCCGCUGUGGCAUGAGAAGCUGGGCGAGUGGCUUGGCUUGGAGGAUGCGAACUUUGAAGAGAUUGGUGCAUGGUUCGAGUGGUGGAGGGACGACGUCCUCCCUGAGAACAUCAAGAAUCUCAAAUCUGUCCAGGCAGAAUUUGUCAAGGGCUUCGCCACCAUUGAGCAGGCCUUAUAG
Messenger RNA from Colletotrichum spaethianum, 2373 nucleotides. RefSeq names its product G-patch domain-containing protein C1486.03. NCBI's taxonomy places the organism in Eukaryota, Fungi, Ascomycota, Sordariomycetes, Glomerellales, Glomerellaceae. The transcript has a single exon. Gene Ontology annotation, molecular function: nucleic acid binding. Gene Ontology annotation, biological process: spliceosomal complex disassembly. Gene Ontology annotation, cellular component: U2-type post-mRNA release spliceosomal complex. The record is from RefSeq and is a predicted model, not a curated record. The coding region runs from base 1 to 2373 and encodes 790 amino acids.